AUGCAAUCGUUUAUGGAGCUAAGCAAGCAAAACAUGGAGAUGACCAAACAGCAUUUGGAAUCUCAGUCCACAACCAUAAAAAGACUUGAGACCACCGUGGGGCAACUGUCGGGCACUCUGAACCAGCUACAGCAGCAGCAGAACCGGCGACAUCAGGCUCUGGCCAUUACUGCGCUGCCAGAGCAGAAUACACCGCCAGCGCUGUCCAAGAUGCCAGAGCUGAUCAGGGUGCCAGAGCAGAGUACGGUACCAGAGGAGAGGAAGGGAACAGAGCAGAAGAGGAUGCCAGCCCUGGCAAGUCCAGCCCUGGCAAGUUCAGCGUUGCCAUAUCCAGCCCUGCCGAAUUCAGCGUUGCCAUAUCCAGCCCUGCCGAAUUCAGACCCGCCAAGUGCAGCUAUGCCUAAUUCAGCUAUGCAGAAUUCAGCCCUGCAGAACUCAGCACUGAAGAAUCCAGGUAUGCAGCAUUCAGCCCUACAAAAUCCAGCUAUGCAGCUACGCAGAGCGCCAGAGAUGAGAAGAGCGCCAGAGUUGAUAAGGCGGCCAGAGCAGAAACUUCACAAAGCCACUACGCCAUAUCAACCUCCGAUCCAACGUCCCAGCCCACCUCUGCCACCAACGAUUGUUGAUCCAACCCAACCCUUACCGAAGCAAGCAGAUCCAGGAAGUUUCAUUCUUAGUUUUGGUUUGGGAAGAGCUUGA
Molecule: messenger RNA, 699 nt
Organism: Salvia miltiorrhiza (redroot sage)
Lineage: Eukaryota; Viridiplantae; Streptophyta; Magnoliopsida; Lamiales; Lamiaceae
Exons: 1
Coding region: 1-699 (232 amino acids)
Source: RefSeq, a predicted model, not a curated record